This is a messenger RNA of Leptinotarsa decemlineata (Colorado potato beetle), 416 nucleotides long. Its product is annotated as immediate early response 3-interacting protein 1. Lineage: Eukaryota; Metazoa; Arthropoda; Insecta; Coleoptera; Chrysomelidae. Gene Ontology annotation, biological process: endoplasmic reticulum to Golgi vesicle-mediated transport. The record is from RefSeq and is a predicted model, not a curated record. Gene Ontology annotation, cellular component: endoplasmic reticulum membrane; COPII-coated ER to Golgi transport vesicle; Golgi membrane.
GAAAAAGGUUGAUUCUGUUUGACAGUAUCAAAUAGUAGUGUCAACAUGAAUUAUCGGUUCCUAAUAUUUAUGGGAUAAUCCAAAUCUUUUUGAUAUCAAUCAUGGCUUUCACUCUGUGGAACCUAUUCGAGACAUCUUUGUUAUGUUUAAAUGCAUUCACGAUCAUAAACGAAGAGAGGUUGGUUGACAAAUUUGAUUCGAAACAUAGUAAGACAAAUCUGUUGAUGGAGGAAAAUGAAGCAAAAAUGCAGGUUUUCAAUCUGAUUCAUUCAAUAUCGACCAUAGCGAAGUUUCCAGUGAUAUUUCUGAACAUCAUAACAAUAAUAUUAAAGCUACUACUGGGAUCAUAGGUGCCGAUUUUGAAAAUUUUUUGUGUGCAACAACCAAUGUGGAGUAAUAUAACGAAUGAUUUCUGA